Messenger RNA from Austrofundulus limnaeus, 3489 nucleotides. It is a transcript of the gene ddx11, whose product is annotated as DEAD/H (Asp-Glu-Ala-Asp/His) box helicase 11. The transcript has 28 exons. Gene Ontology annotation, molecular function: DNA helicase activity; DNA binding; ATP binding. Gene Ontology annotation, biological process: establishment of sister chromatid cohesion; nucleobase-containing compound metabolic process. Gene Ontology annotation, cellular component: nucleus. The record is from RefSeq and is a predicted model, not a curated record. The coding region runs from base 348 to 3032 and encodes 894 amino acids. Lineage: Eukaryota; Metazoa; Chordata; Actinopteri; Cyprinodontiformes; Rivulidae.
CACAUAAUAUAGUGUACUACUAUUAUUACUACUACAUUGUGACAUAAAUACUUCAUUUUUAUUAAAAUUAAUUUUUUACUGAUAUUUCUUUCAACGGUCACUAAAAUGAAAUUAAUAUUUUCAUUGAUUCAUUUUCAUCUCCCUGCUCUGGCCUGUCGUGGUGUUUCUGAGUAUUUCUGACACCUGAAUGCACACAUGUAUCAGAAAGCUCCAGCAUUAGUCCAGAUGUUCUGCAGAAAGCUCCAGCAUCAGUCCUGAUGUUCUGCAGAAAGCUCCAGCAUCAGUCCUGAUGUUCUGCAGGUCAUGAAGACGUCUGUACUUCAACCAUCUGAAGGUGCAUCUGGACCAUGGAAAAUGACAGGGCCCAGUUUCCAUUUCCCUACCAACCCUAUAACAUCCAGGAGCAAUUCAUGCGAGCCCUCUACAGUGCUCUGGACCAAGGCAAAGUUGGCAUCUUUGAAAGCCCAACUGGAACGGGCAAGUCACUGAGUCUCAUCUGUGGAGCCCUGAGCUGGCUGACAGAUUAUGAGGAGAAGAAGAAGCAGGAGGCAGCUGCUCUGCUGCAGGAAGGAGAAGCAGCUCUCUCCACCUCGGUUGCUCCAUCCUCCAACACCAGCUCCUCGGCAGAGCCGGACUGGAUCACCGACUUUGUCCAGAAAAAGGCUGAACGUGAAUUAGUGUCAAAGCUGAAGGAGGAGGAGUUAAAAAGGAAGAAGAGGGAAGAACGUUUAGAGAUGAUCAGAAACAACGCUCACCUAAAGUAUGCAAGUAAAAGAAAGAGUUCAGAGGAAGAUGAAACGAUAAAGUUCCUUCAGCUAAGCAAAGAGGAACGGACUGAAACUGCAGGGGAUCAGGAGGACGAAGAGCUUAUUGUUGCAGAGUAUGAAAGUGAUGACGAAUCAAAAAGUAAAAACAGGUUCCUCCAAGGCGAGGAUGAGGAGGACGAUGAGCUGGUUGAAGAGCACGUGACGAAGAUUUAUUACUGCAGUCGCACUCACUCCCAGCUGGCCCAGUUUGUCCGCGAGGUUCAGAAGAGUCCCUUCAGUAAGAGCAUCAGUGUGGUCACACUGGGCUCUCGCCAGAAUCUGUGCAUCAAUGAGGAGGUGCGACAGCUGGGCAGCGUGCAGCGCAUCAACGACCGCUGCCUGGAGAUGCAGAAAAACAAGCACCAGAAGCAGGAUCACGAAGACGGUGCGAAACGUAAGAGGGGUCCUGCGAAGAGCGUGUGUCCUUACAACAAAGCUUCUGCUCUGCAGCAGAUGAGGGAUGAGAUUCUGGGGUGUGUUCACGAUGUGGAGCAUUUGUUGAAACUGGGCAAAGAGACGCAUUCAUGCCCUUAUUACGCUGCACGUCUUACUGUUCCACCUGCACAGUUGGUUGUGUUGCCCUAUCAGAUGGUGCUUCAUGAAGCUACAAGAAGAGCAGCAGGGGUCCAGCUGAAGGGGCAGGUGGUGAUCAUAGACGAAGCUCACAAUCUGAGCGACACUCUCUCCUGCAUACACAGCGCAGAGCUCACUGGAGCACAGCUUUGCCGCGCCCACUGCCAGCUCAGGCAGUACGCCGAUCGCUACAAGAGCAGACUAAAGGCAAAAAACGUGAUGUACAUCAAGCAGAUUCUGUUCGUUGUUGAGGGGCUGGUGCGUGUGCUAGGAGGGAAAGUUGGGCAGAAUCCACAGAGCCAGACUACACAAGCAGGGACAGAGAUGCACUCCAUCAAUAACUUCCUAUUCAGGGCUCAGAUCGACAACAUAAACUUGUUUAAGUUACAAAAAUACUUUGAGAAGAGCAUGAUCAGCAGGAAGCUGGGUGGAUUUAUGGAGAAGUACGCAGGCUCAGGUGUUACUCUGCACACCAGCAGCUCCAACAAGGAGAACCGUCGCACAGAAGGAUUAAAUCGUUACCUCCAGACCCUACAGAGCAGCCAGAGCUCCGCACCAGUUUCCUCAAUUGACCAGCAGGGGGCAGCAGAAGCAGACAAAGUGCUGGCUGUGUCUCCGAUGAUGCAAGUGGAGGGUUUCUUCAUGGCCCUCACUAACAGUAAUACUGACGGCAGGGUGGUGGUGCGCAAACAAGACGUUUUGUCAGAGAGCAGCGUCAAGUUCCUCCUGUUGAACCCAGCAGUCCACUUUGCUCAGGUGCUGAAGGAGUGCAGAGCUGUCAUCAUCGCUGGAGGCACCAUGCAGCCCGUUUCAGACUUCAAACAGGAGCUUUUGUUUUCUGCUGGUGUGGAAGAGGAGCGGAUCGUUGAGUUUUCCUGCGGCCACGUGAUUCCUCCGGAGAACAUCUUGCCUCUCGUCUUGUGCGCCGGCCCGUCUGGUCAGGAGCUGGAUUUUACUUUUCAGAGCAGAGACUCUCCUCGAAUGAUGGAUGAAACUGGUCGCAUCCUUUCCAACAUUUGCAACGUUGUUCCCGGCGGGGUGGUCUGUUUCUUCCCCUCCUACGAGUAUUCAAGGCGAAUCAUUUCUCACUGGGAAGCUGGUGGCGUCUUCGCCCGACUGGCCAAUAAGAAAAAGAUCUUCCAGGAGCCAAAGAAAGCCAGCCAGGUGGAGCAGGUGCUAAACGAGUUUUCUCGUUGUAUCCAGAAGUGUGCUGUGGACAGCAGCGGACUCACAGGAGCGUUGCUGAUCUCUGUGGUUGGAGGGAAGAUGAGCGAGGGCAUCAACUUCUCUGACGACUUGGGCAGGUGUGUGGUGAUGGUAGGAAUGCCUUAUCCAAACAUCAAAUCAGCAGAACUGCAGGAAAAAAUGUCCUACCUGGACAAACACCUGCCUCGCAGCCAAGGCAGAAGCCCAGGACAGGCACUAAUAGAAAACCUUUGCAUGAAGGCCGUCAAUCAGUCUAUAGGAAGAGCCAUCCGACACCGUGGCGACUACUCCUCCAUCAUCCUGUGCGACAGGCGCUACUCUCGGCCUGCGACGCUGUCCAAACUGCCCACCUGGAUCAAGGAUCGCACAAACACACACGCCACCUUCGGCCCCGCUUUUGCUGCCUUACGAAAGUUCUUCCUGGAAAAGAAGCAGAAGCAACUGUAGUUUCUUUUCCCCCCCGAGGAGAAAAUGAGUCAAUGUUCAGUUUACUGAAUUUAAGUUCUAUUAAUAUAAAAACUUUGAAAAAUGAUGUUAUCUACAGUGUAAGAUACAAUACUGAACAAAUGAGGUGUUUUUUAUGUUUCAUACUUUUUACUUCUUUUUCUUUAAAUUACAUGUUCAGAGAGUAAAACUAAAGAAUACAAACUAAUAAUCUCAUGCCACUGCACCGGCAAAGGUUUUAAAGGACAUUUAAUAGUUGUACUCAACUUUUAUUCAGUCUAUUAGUAAAUUUAAAAAUGAGAUUUUGUAGUUGUUGGAUAUUUGUUCAGCAUUCUGUUUGAUUAUAAGUUUUAUAUACGUAAAGAAUAUAUUCAUCACUAAUUGUUCAUCUUGAUGAAUGUUUUGUAUUUAAGGUUUGUUAUUAAAUUUUAUGAUAAUGCCAAUAAAUUAUUUUAACAUA